Messenger RNA from Caretta caretta (loggerhead turtle), 1823 nucleotides. The record is from RefSeq and is a predicted model, not a curated record. NCBI's taxonomy places the organism in Eukaryota, Metazoa, Chordata, Testudines, Cheloniidae.
GAGAUCUCCAGGCUCAUUAUCCCCAUCGGCCAACCUGACGGAGGGAGAAAGCCAGUCGAUCGCCCUCGUGUCAUCACCCUGCCUGCUGGCUGGGCAGGGUAACUCCUGAGGUCACCACCCUCUCCAGCCUGCCUUGGGCUUGGGGAGUGAGGAGGAGGGCGAGGGACGUCUGCUCACCCUGAACAUCCGCCAUCCAUCGUACCAUCACUGAGAGCAAGAUGGCCAGGCUCCUGCGGAUGUUGCGGAGGAAGGCUCUGCCGGUGGCCCCAGAGCCUGAGGGAAGCAGCUGCCGCCUUCCCGAGGGGCAGAGCAAGCCCUGCGUCCCCGCUGGCGGGGAAGCAGCUCCCGUCCAGGCCAGACGGCGGAAGUGCCCGGCCUUCUGGAAAAGGACCCCGGCUCCCGGCGCAGGCGCCGAGCUGGGAGCGGCCCCGACCAGGCCCCGGUGGAGCUGGCCCAGGCUGCGGUUUGGCAGACAGGACCCAGCCCAGGAGGGGCGCCGGGCAGGGUGGCUCUGGGGCUGGUUGUGUGGGCAGCAGCGGCCCCAGGAGCCCAGCCCUCCUUCCCAUCAGGAGGCCUCGCCCUGCCCGCUCUCUGAGGCCCUUCCAGCCCCCGCCGGCCAGGAGGGGGAAGGUCCCUGGCCCAGCACCGGCAGCUCAGCCUGGGACAGCGGCAGCACCUGGGCCUCUGGCAGCAGCCAGGCCGACGGGCGCCACGGCUUUGUGCCAGGGACCCCCCUGGAUUCGGAGCAGGAGGAAGGGGUGGACGUGGCCAAAGAUGAAGCUGCUCUCAAGGUCAUCCGAGAGCAGCUCCAGUGCAGAGAUAAGGAUGAGGGGCAGCAGCUCCUGUUCCUUCAGGCCAUCUACCCCGCCUGUCUGGCUGCACGGGAGAGAGGGGAGGACACGCUGGAGCCGCGCUGCUGCAAGGCGGCUGUGGUGAAGAGGAUCGUGGAGCUCAUCGAGGAGCUUCCCGACGACUCGUCACCCAGCGCCGUCCUCGCCCACUCCCUGGCUGCAGUGGGCUACCUCUGCACCAUGAAACCUGCCCUGGAGCCAGCCCUAGAGACCCACCUCUUGCGAGCUGCCCUUCACUCCGUCUUCACCCUGGGCACGGAGAAGGACACCACCGACAUCCAGGCUCUGCACAAAGUCAUCGCAGAGGUCCUGGGUGCCAUGCUGGGGAAUCUGCUGGCAGAGUCCCCAGACACAGACAGGCUCCACUUCAUCUUGGAGCAUGUCAACUUCUGGGUCGUGUCCAGGGUGUCCCAGGAGCGAGCCAGGGCCAUCAGGAGCAGCACAGCCCUGCUGAGAUACACAGUCACCCUCCCUGAGUUUGACAUCUCUGCCGAGUUCCCCAGGAUGGGGCACCAUGUGGCCCAGCUGGCUCUAUUUGUCAGCGAUCCAGACAAGGACAUCAGCCGGCAGGCCAGGGAGGGGACUUACCGGCUCUACCAGCUGCUGCUCCGACAGAGGGGCCUGACCAUACAUGACGUGGAGGAUCUCUGGUGCUAUGACUGGCACCAGGACAGAAGGCUCUUGGGCUACAAGAACACAGCCAGAGUGGGGGAGGUAAGGGCACUGUGCCAGGGCAUGACACAGCCCGGGGAGUGGGGCUGGCUGGGUUCCCUGCAGUGGAUGCCUCCUGGAGACAGGAAAAGAGCCCGCUCCUUAUUUCCAGCUCAGAGCUCCUCAUCCAGCAACCAGUGGGACAGGCUGGUGCUAAAGGUCCCACAUUGGAACCUCGCUAGUUGCCGUGAUUUGAGUGUCUUACAUGGAUGCAUUGCUCCGUGGCAUAAGGAGGAUCCCCGGGUGGGUGAGUUAAUAUAG